This is a messenger RNA of Quercus robur (English oak), 1913 nucleotides long. RefSeq names its product glucose-1-phosphate adenylyltransferase small subunit, chloroplastic/amyloplastic. The record is from RefSeq and is a predicted model, not a curated record. Gene Ontology annotation, molecular function: glucose-1-phosphate adenylyltransferase activity. Lineage: Eukaryota; Viridiplantae; Streptophyta; Magnoliopsida; Fagales; Fagaceae. Gene Ontology annotation, biological process: glycogen biosynthetic process. The transcript is spliced from 9 exons. The coding region runs from base 82 to 1677 and encodes 531 amino acids.
GUGAUAGUAUCUAGUAGCUUCACAGCCACACUCCCCUCUCACUACUCUCUCUCUCUCUCUCUCUCACAAAAUCAAACAAAAAUGGCGUCAAUGGCAUCGAUUGGAGCGGUGAAACUCCCAUCAUCAUCAAACAGAUACAACUCUUCAAAAGACACCCGGAAAUGGAAAUCGGGUCACACCGACAGCCCAAGAAACCUCUCAUUCUCAGCUUCCAAUCUCUGUAACGGCGACACCAACCGCGCCGCAUUUGGAAUCCAUAACCGCCGCAGCAGCAGCCAAACAUCAACCAACUACAGAAGAUGCUCCAGAAUCGUGUCUCCAAAAGCCGUUUCCGAUUCCAAAAACUCCCAGACUUGUCUAGACCCCGAUGCCAGCCGAAGUGUGCUGGGGAUAAUCUUAGGAGGUGGAGCAGGGACGAGGUUGUACCCAUUGACGAAGAAGAGAGCGAAGCCAGCUGUGCCAUUGGGAGCGAAUUACAGGCUGAUAGAUAUUCCAGUGAGCAAUUGUCUCAACAGUAAUGUGUCGAAGAUCUAUGUGCUUACUCAGUUCAAUUCAGCCUCUCUCAACCGACAUCUCUCACGUGCGUAUGCCAGCAACAUGGGUGGUUACAAAACCGAAGGAUUUGUCGAAGUCCUCGCUGCCCAACAGAGUCCCGAGAAUCCCAAUUGGUUCCAGGGUACCGCUGAUGCGGUAAGGCAGUACUUGUGGCUCUUUGAGGAGCACAAUGUGCUGGAAUUCCUGGUUCUUGCUGGGGACCAUUUGUACCGAAUGGAUUAUGAGAAAUUUAUUCAAGCACACAGGGAAACUGAUGCUGAUAUCACUGUGGCUGCUCUGCCCAUGGAUGAAAAGCGUGCCACUGCAUUUGGUCUGAUGAAGAUUGAUGAAGAAGGCCGCAUUGUUGAAUUUGCCGAGAAACCCAAAGGAGAGCAACUCAAAGCUAUGAAGGUUGAUACUACCAUUUUAGGUCUCGAUGAUGAGAGAGCGAAGGAGAUGCCUUACAUUGCUAGUAUGGGUAUAUAUGUUGUCAGCAAAGAUGUGAUGUUAGAUCUGCUUCGAGAGAAGUUUCCUGGAGCAAAUGAUUUUGGAAGUGAAGUUAUUCCUGGUGCAACUUCCAUUGGGAUGAGAGUGCAAGCUUACUUGUAUGACGGUUACUGGGAGGACAUUGGUACGAUUGAGGCUUUUUAUAAUGCAAACUUGGGGAUCACCAAAAAGCCAGUGCCAGAUUUUAGCUUCUAUGAUCGAUCAUCUCCUAUCUACACCCAACCCAGGUAUUUGCCUCCAUCCAAAAUGCUUGAUGCUGAUGUCACAGAUAGUGUUAUUGGUGAGGGCUGUGUAAUAAAGAACUGUAAAAUUCACCAUUCUGUGGUUGGGCUCCGGUCUUGCAUAUCAGAGGGUGCAAUCAUCGAAGACACACUGUUGAUGGGAGCUGAUUAUUAUGAGACUGCUGCUGACAGGAGGUUUCUAGCUGCAAAGGGUAGUGUUCCAAUAGGAAUUGGCAAGAACUCUCACAUCAAGAGAGCUAUAAUUGACAAGAAUGCUCGAAUUGGGGACAAUGUGAAGAUUCUUAACGGUGACAAUGUACAAGAAGCUGCAAGGGAAACGGAUGGUUAUUUCAUUAAGAGUGGAAUUGUCACUGUGAUCAAAGAUGCCUUGAUUCCCUGUGGAACCGUAAUCUAGAAACACACUUAUCACCAGUCCCUGCUGACUAUGGAAAAUUCUUCCUGGUUAUUGGUGAGAAGCUGUAAGAGGAACUCUACUUCCACGGAAGGUUCUGCCUCCUGGCAGAUUUAUGAUGUAUAUUUCCCGGUAGUAUAAUGUAAUUAGUUGAGGAAGAAACCUCGAAAGGGUAUUCUAAGUUUUUUUCUACUUGAAUAAGAAGCUCCUCUAUAUAUAUGCCUGCAUUUUCCCGUUUA